Messenger RNA from Prorocentrum cordatum, 1537 nucleotides. NCBI's taxonomy places the organism in Eukaryota, Dinophyceae, Prorocentrales, Prorocentraceae. The record is from the annotation of a GenBank genome assembly.
CAGGGCGGAGGUAUCCAUGAGGAGAGGGAGUGGAGGAGGAGCGGCGGCAUCGGCAUCUUCUGGCCCCCCAGGCCAGUCCUGGGCCCGAGCCCGCGCCGGAGGAGGCGCAGGAGAACUGGUGGUGGUGGAUGCCGCAGAUCUCCUCGCCGCUGCUCGGCCUCGGCGGCGGCGGCGAGGACCCCAGGCCCGCAGCCUCCUCGGCCAGCUCGGCCGGCGGCGGCGGGUGGAUGCCGCAGCUCUCCUCGCCGCUGCUCGGCCUCGGCGGCGGCGGCGAGGAGACCAAGCCAGCAGCCUCGGCCGCCUCGACCGGCGGCGGCGGCGCGGCCUUCGGCUGGUGGCCGUUCGAGGCCGAGCCCUCCGAGCACGCGGGCGGCAGCUCCGCCUCCGGCGCGCCGGCCGGGGGGGCCGAGUGCCUCGCGGCCGCGAGGGCGCGCCUGGGGGAGAGCCCGCCUCCGGAGGACCAGGACCUGUGGGAGCCGUGGUUCGCCCGGUGGUUCGACGAGCUGCGGCGGCAGGGCUUCGAGCCCGAGGAGAUCGAGCAGGCCUACGCCACGCUGCGGGCGGAGGACCCCCGCAGGGGCGGCGCGUGGCCGCCCUGCCGCGCCCCGCGGGGUGCCCAGCCGCCGCCUGCGCCGCCCCUCCCGCCCGGCACCCUCGACAGGGCCCUCGAGUGGAUGGAGGAGCACCCGCCGCCGCCCGGCCGGGAGGACUGGCAGCCGUGGUUCGAGGAGUGGCUCGCCUGGGCCAGGGGCGGGGGCUGCACGGAGGCGCAGGUCGCCGCGCUCUACGAGGCGCUCCGGGCGCGGCCCGGGGAGCCAGGAUCCUCGAGAAGCAAAUACCCUUGGCCGAAGUUCCGCGACGCGUGCACCAUUGCGGGGCGCUCCCCUGGCGCGGACGCGGUGGAUGACGGAGAACAGCCUCUCUCCCCCGCGUCGGGCCGGAGGGACGAAGCAGAAGCGUGGGGCAUCGAUGCAGACGGCAAGCUCAUCUACCAGGAUCCGGCGCCGAGGAACGCCGUGCCGACGUGGUACUCUUCGUAUUUCAACUUCGGCUGCGUCCGUGCCUGUACGGCCGAGCCGCCACCACCACCGCCGUGCGGCGGCUUCGGCCACGCUGCACUGGAGGCACCACCGCCGCCGCCGCGUGGCGGUUUUGACAGCCCUGCGCUAGAAGCACCACGGAGCUGAGCCUGUUAGCGUCCAGCUCCGUGCCGAGUGCCUCGCCACCGUAUUUGCCCUCUGCUGGUCGGCUUCGUCGGCUCCACGUACUUUUUUAUAUGUUGCAGGUGGCUGUUUCACCAGUGCCACGAAGCCGCAAUUCGCUGUCCCGCACGACCUGUUGCAUCGCAGAUUGCCGUUCGUAGCCGUGUGCACUCUUGCAGGAGUUCUCUGCAUAGGGAGCCUGAGGGCACGAAGCAACGAAAACGUUCUGGAGUGCUUUCUGAGGGGCUCACCUGUUGCCCUCAUCUUUCUCCUCCCCCUCCAAACUGAUUGUUCUGUCGCGUGUGUAGGGAGAAGCACUGGGUCCGAUAGCCUGU